AUGGAGACAGCCAUCCGCUGGUCACCCUCCUCCACCACCAAGGAACAACGCUUCCUCUAUGUCGACGUAAUAGGCAAAUCCUUCAAACUCUGCAGAGUCACCUCCGUCAAAGGCAAUGACCUGGAAUACGACGUGCUCUCAACCCACAUCCGGGUCCCCGGAUUCCGCGCCUUUGAUUGGUCCACUGCAGAUGAAUCGCUCAUCGCUGUCGGGCAAUCAUCGGGUGAAGUUAAUAUCUUGCGCAUGGAUGGGAAUUCGAAUGAAUCUUGGUCCUUUCCGCUAAGGAAUCAACGGUAUUGUAAUGCUGUUGCGUUUAGUUCGCAUGGUUUGUUGGCGGGCGGGUUGGAUAAGGUGAGGAAUGAUGUGUGUUUGAAUGUUUGGGAUGUCAAUCAUCGUAUUAUGACUGGGAGCUCGAGGGGGGCCCUUGUAAGCGAUAGGCAAAGUGCCGAGCCGCUCAGGAAGUUGAGUUCGGACCCUAUUACUAGUAUCAAGUUCUUUAGGGAGCAACCGGAUACUUUGGUGGCUGGUGUGAAGGGUCAAUUUUUGAAGCUGUUUGACUUGAGAGAUAACUCGUCACAAGCUUUCCUCACAUUCUCUACGAAAUGCGUCCACAACACAGCUGUAGACUGGUUGGACGAAAACUAUUUUGCAUCCUGUUCUUCUUCCGCCGAUGCUACCGUCUGUCUCUGGGACCGACGUAUGGGCCAACGCCUCACCUCAAGCCCAGCAAACCCCGACAGCGGUCAAGUUGGCCCAAGUCUAAGUCUUGGAAACACCGUCCAAAACGCCACUAUCUGGAGUCUGCGCUUCUCAAGGACCAAAAGAGGAUGUUUGGGAGUUCUGUCUAGCAACGGUCAAUUCAAGAUGUUCGACAUCGCAAAGGAGUAUUUGUCUGCUGGUGAUCGGAAUUCCGUUGACGAGACCCUCGGCCAAGGCUCGUCUUCGAGCUAUCCGGAGCAAAUCUAUACCAAGAAUAUUCGCGACAUUCGACAUCCCUACAACCAUCAGACUAGGGGUUACAAAAAGGCGAAUAGGGUUGUAUCGUUUGAUUUCUUGAAUAUGAGCCGCUCCAAUGAACCAAGUGCGAUUACUUUGCUGGGUAAUGGAAAAGUGGAGUUUGUCACCGUGCAGUCAUCGGCGGCGCCUAUAAGGUUGUCCUCGCAGAAUGUGCUGGUACGAGGAGUUCCUUAUGGCGAACGUGAUUUUAAGACUAUUGGUCCACGACCACUGCGCGAGAAGACAUCAAACGUUAUCCAGUCUUUGAGGGACAAUGCGCAGGCUCGCUCCAAACAACAUGGAUUGAUGGAAGAAGAGGAGAACAAAUGUCUGUCUAGCCGGGAAAAAAGAGAGCAGGCUUCGUUCCUAGGUCGCGUCAAACCUACACUCAGAGCUGCCGAUGCCUUGACUUAUUUGAGCAUCAGUCAAGCUCGCUGCCGGGAAGGGUAUCUUUUUGAUUGCGAGAAGAAUAUACGGAUUGUUUCGGAUGAUGCAGAUUUGCAAGAAUUCUGGAAUUGGGUUCGACAUUCUCGGGAGGAGUCAGCGAAUGGAUCGACAAUCGUCAACCGAAUUGAUAUGAGUUAUCUUGGUGUCUGUGACGUAUGGUUUGACGAAAUUGGAGCCACAUCAAAGGAGCUCAGACAACAUUCAUCUAUCAACAAAAUCGACCUGGCACCAGAGCAGAUGAUAAAAGACAUGGUCCAACAACUCCAACUCCCAGAAGGCAAAAGAUGCGAAACAGACUUUUGGGAACAUCGUCAAUUAUGUCUUCAUAUCUGCGGUGCUAUCGAAUCCGAAGAAGAACUUGAGCAAAUUGUCGAUGAUCUUGUUAAGAAAAGACAACACACAAAAGCCGCAGCAUUGGCGAUUUUCCAGAACGAGGCCAAAAUAGCUUUCCAUGCUCUUCGUCGGAAUGAACCCACCCAGGCACAUAAGCUUCUUGCCAUGGCGAUUGUGGGCGCAGCAAAGGGACAGCAAAGUGACAAGGACUGGGAAGAGACCUGUAACGAGAUUGCGACUGAACUGACAGACCCGUACGCUCGAGCCGUUCUCGCUCUAGUGAGCAAAGGGAAAUGGGAGUCAGUUUUAGCAGAGACCACUCUUCCUCUGAAAUACCGUGUAGAGGUGGCUCUACGCUGGUUGCCGGAUGACGAUCUGACGACAUAUUUGCAAGAGACAAAGGAAGAAGCGAUCCGCCAGGGAGAUAUUGAAGGUAUCUUGCUGACCGGACUUCGGCAUUCGGCGCUUGACCUAUUCCAGUCUUAUAUCCGUAAAUUCAACGACGUGCAGACUGCUGUUCUGGCAAUGAGCCACACGAUACCACGAUUCAUCGACGACGAAACUAGCAAGGCGAUAUUCAGGAUGUGGCGUGAAACAUACCGCCGACAAAUCAAUUCAUGGAAAAUGCAAAUCGAACGAGCUCGCUUUGAUGUAGGCUCCAGAAGGUUUGCUGUAACCUGGGAUGGCCGACGAUUAAUCGCCCCAGCACCUCAACAAGUCAGUCUAACAUGCAACUAUUGCACCCGACCUCUGCAUCAAACCGGAUCAAUCGCCUCAACAACCAUAUCCGCCGGGCUAUCCACAUCAACAUCCACCGCAACAGCCUCUGCUGUAAGCAAUUUACUUCAAAGCGGCAGCGGGAGCACGAACGCUUCCAACCCCGCAAUGUUGGUCAACAAUCAAUCAUAUCUAGGUGCACAGGGACCAAUCCUAAUGUCCGGCACCGUCUGCCCCAAAUGUUUCCGUCACAUGCCUCGUUGCGGCGUCUGCUCGCUGUGGCUCGGUUCUCCAGACCCCAUGUCCCGCGCAGCCAUCAUGGCGGACGCCAAACGAGAAGAAGAGGAGAAACUAAACCAUAAAGACGAGGAUGAGGACGACGAAAACAACGAGCAAGUCAAUGGUGAGACUACGAAAAAACGAACCGGACCGUCGGAAGACGAAAUCACCCGUCGCUUUGUGGUGUUUUGUAUUAAUUGUAAUCAUGGGUUUCAUGCGAAUCAUGCCAAGGCGUGGUUUGCGAGACAUAGAGUUUGUCCCGUUGCGGAGUGUACUUGUGUUUGUGAUCGAUGA
Molecule: messenger RNA, 3066 nt
Organism: Talaromyces marneffei
Lineage: Eukaryota; Fungi; Ascomycota; Eurotiomycetes; Eurotiales; Trichocomaceae
Exons: 4
Coding region: 1-3066 (1021 amino acids)
Biological process (GO): positive regulation of TORC1 signaling
Cellular component (GO): cytoplasm
Molecular function (GO): protein binding
Source: RefSeq, a predicted model, not a curated record